Molecule: messenger RNA, 2074 nt
Organism: Zootoca vivipara (common lizard)
Lineage: Eukaryota; Metazoa; Chordata; Lepidosauria; Squamata; Lacertidae
Source: RefSeq, a predicted model, not a curated record
AUCACGUGGUCACUGAGUUUCUGAGUCAUUUCCUGGAAAGGAAACACCCAGUGACUCAAAACUGAGAAAGUGAAAGUUAACUCAGGUGUUUGGGGCGAGGGAGCCAUGGCUGUUGCUGGGCGUCCCGUCCAGAAUCUUUGCGAUGAAGCCACUUGCUCCAUCUGCCUGGAAUAUUUUAAGGAUCCAGUGAUCAUCGCACAGUGUGGGCACAAUUUCUGCCGAUCCUGCUUGAUCCAGUGCUGGGGGGAAUCGGAGGCAGAGGCUUCCUGCCCUCAGUGCAGAGAAAGAGUCCAGAGAAGGGAUCUCAUCUCCAAUCGGCAACUGGCAAACUUCGUAGAAAUAGCCAAGAAUCUCAGCCUUCAAGAGGGAAAGGAGGAAGGAGGGGGAAAAGGGAGAUUCUGUGAGAAGCACCAGGAGCCCCUGAAGCUCUUCUGCAAAGUCCACGAAGCCCCCAUCUGCGUGGUGUGUGACAAAUCAAAGGAACAUGAAAAUCACAAGGUGAUUCCUCUGAAGGAGGCUUUCGAGGAAUACAAGGGACAGAUCUGUCACCACCUGGAGAUUCUGAGGAAAGAGAGAGAGGAAAUUCUGGCCUAUCAAGCAGACCUGGACAAGGAAAGCAAAGGCCUCCUGAAAUUAACAGAAAUGGAGAGGCUUAAGGCUGUGGAGAAGUUCAAAGAACUGCACCAGUUCCUGGAAGAACAAGAGAAACGUCUCCUGAAUCAUGUGGAAGAGGUGGAGAAGGAGAUUGCAGAGAAAAGGGAUGAGCAGCUGGCCAGACUCUCCAGGAAACUCUCCUUUCUUGAGAGGAUCAUCCAGGAGAUGGAGGAAAAGUGUCAGCAGCCAGCAAGUGAACUCUUGGAGGAUGUGAGAAGCACCUUGCAGAGGUAUGAGAAAAGAGAGAGUCCAGAGAAGCCACUUGCUUUCCCUCCAGAACUGAGGAACAGGAUCUUGGAAUCCUGUGAUCUAAAUCACCUUGUAGAAGAUGCAAUGAAACAAUUGAAGGAUGCUGUGUUACACAGAAAACAGAUUCAAAAAGAUGUUCAGUCAUUCAGAAAUCUUCAGAGAGCAAAUGUCACUCUGGAUCCAGACACAGCCCAUUCAAAACUCAUCCUGUCCGAGGAUCGGAAAAGCCUGAGAUUGGGAGACAAAGAGCAAGUUCUGCCCGACAAUCCUGAGAGAUUCAGCAGCUGCCUAUGUGUGUUGGGACGUGAGGGAUUCACAGCAGGCAGACAUUUCUGGGAAGUCAAUGUGGAAAGUGGGGAAGGGUGGGGUGUGGGGGUCGCCAGGAAGUCUGUGGAGAGAAAGGGCCUCUUCCCCUUAAGCCCUGAGGAGGGUGUGUGGGCUUUGGAGAAGUGGGGAGAUGGGUACUUGGCCUCCACCUCCCCUGAUGACUCUCUUCUGUCCCUGAGGGAAAAGCCCAGGAGGAUCCGGGUGACUCUGGACUAUGAAGGGGGACGUGUGUCUUUUUCUGACGCUGACUCAGGAGCCGAACUCUACACGUUCUCAGGAGCCUCGUUCUCUGGAGAGAUCCUCCUCCCUUUCUUUGAGGACUAAAAAAUGAACCCCUUCACCCACGUCAGACAGGAUAGCUCCUUGCUCUGGAAACCUUAGAUAGGAAGAAAAUGUAAAAGAAAGUGCUUGUGCACUUAUGUAUGCCUUGACAGACUUGGUAUGUGUUAAAUCGUCAACAGUGCCAUUCAGGUACCCAUUAUUUCUUAAGAUGUGGCUAUGCAACUCUGGAAAUUUCAUUUGCAGUCUUACCCAUUCCACCACGCCCCUGAAUUUGCCAAAGAACUCUUUGCCUUACAACUUGUCUGCAAAAGUUACUAGUUCUCAUCCGAGGAAGAAAGAAGAAGCUGUCCAAGCAGACUUGUGUUAGCCACGCAGUACCAAUGGCCUAGAUUGUGGGGUUUGGGCGGGAUAUCUCUUCUAAUUUUACAAAAGCUUCCCAGUCCAUUUACCCCAGGCAAGUAGUUCUUUCCUUAGCCUUCCUUAGUUUUGUUGUUUAGUUGUUUAGUCGUGUCCGACUCUUCGUGACCCCACGGACCAUAGCACGCCAGGCACUCCUGUCUUG